AUGCCUUCUUCUGUCUUCCAGAUCAGUGUGCGUGUUACCACCAUGGAUGCUGAGCUGGAGUUUGCCAUCCAGCCCAACACUACAGGGAAGCAACUCUUUGAUCAGGUGGUCAAGACAAUUGGUCUGCGAGAGGUCUGGUUUUUUGGACUUCAGUAUCAAGACACCAAGGGCUUCUCAACAUGGCUGAAAUUGAACAAAAAGGUGACAGCACAGGAUGUGCGCAAGGAGAGUCCCCUCCUGUUCAAGUUCCGUGCCAAGUUCUACCCUGAGGAUGUGGCAGAGGAGCUGAUCCAGGACAUCACGCAGCGCCUUUUCUUCCUCCAAGUGAAGGAGGCAAUUCUGAACGAUGACAUUUAUUGCCCCCCGGAAACCGCUGUCCUUCUGGCAUCCUACGCCGUCCAGUCCAAGUACGGAGACUUCAACAAGGAGGUGCACAAGUCUGGUUACCUUGCGAGUGACAAACUGCUCCCACAGAGAGUUCUGGAGCAGCACAAGCUUAACAAGGACCAGUGGGAGGAGAGGAUCCAGGUGUGGCAUGAGGAACAUCGAGGAAUGAUUCGCGAAGAUGCUGUCUUGGAGUACCUCAAAAUUGCACAGGAUCUGGAAAUGUAUGGUGUGAACUACUUCAGCAUUAAGAACAAGAAGGGCUCUGAACUCUGGCUAGGUGUGGAUGCUCUUGGACUCAACAUUUAUGAGCAGAAUGAUAGGUUAACACCAAAAAUUGGAUUCCCUUGGAGUGAGAUCAGAAAUAUCUCAUUCAAUGACAAGAAAUUUGUUAUCAAGCCUAUUGACAAGAAAGCACCA
This is a messenger RNA of Acanthisitta chloris (rifleman), 804 nucleotides long. RefSeq names its product moesin. The annotation marks the transcript as partial. The record is from RefSeq and is a predicted model, not a curated record. Gene Ontology annotation, biological process: regulation of cell shape; regulation of organelle assembly; positive regulation of protein localization to early endosome. Gene Ontology annotation, cellular component: adherens junction; filopodium; apical part of cell. The transcript is spliced from 6 exons. Gene Ontology annotation, molecular function: actin binding; cell adhesion molecule binding. NCBI's taxonomy places the organism in Eukaryota, Metazoa, Chordata, Aves, Passeriformes, Acanthisittidae.